This is a messenger RNA of Micromonas pusilla CCMP1545, 1182 nucleotides long. RefSeq names its product major facilitator superfamily. NCBI's taxonomy places the organism in Eukaryota, Viridiplantae, Chlorophyta, Mamiellophyceae, Mamiellales, Mamiellaceae. Gene Ontology annotation, biological process: transmembrane transport. The coding region runs from base 1 to 1182 and encodes 393 amino acids. The record is from RefSeq and is a predicted model, not a curated record. Gene Ontology annotation, molecular function: transmembrane transporter activity. The transcript has 2 exons.
AUGUCCGUCGUCGGCCUCCCGCUCGCGAACCUGAACGGCUGGUCCCCCAGCGUCGUCGGCCUCGUCCAGAGCUCGUUCCUGUGGGGGUACGCGCUCACGCCGCUCGUCGGCGGCGUCCUCGCGGAUAAGAUCGGCGGCGACGCCGUCCUGAUGUACGGCAUCACCCUGUGGUCCCUCGCGACGAUCGCGACGCCGUUCGCGGCGACGUCCGCGUCGCUGCCUCUGUUGCUCCUGACGCGCGCGGUCAUGGGCCUGGGCGAGGGCGUCGCGUUGCCGUGCAUGAACAAUCUCGUCGCGAGGUGGGCGCCGACGCGCGAGCGGUCGCGCGCGGUGAGCGUUUGCAUGGGCGGGUUCCAGUCCGGCAGCAUGGUCGGUCUGCUCGCCGCGCCGCACAUGCUGCGCGUCGGCGGCGUGCACGGGCCGUUCGUCGCGUUCGGGGCGCUGGGGUUGACGUGGGCGGGGCGGGUGUCGGACGCGGAGUUGUCGCUCAUCGAGGACGGCGGCGCGGUCACGGAGGAGAAGCAGUGGCAGCAAAGCGAGGAGGGCGGUACUAACGGGAAAGGCGGCGGGAAGGUCCCGUUCAGGCUGCUGCUGAGUAAGAUGCCCACGUGGGCGUGCGUCGUCGCCAACUUCGUGAACAACUGGGGGUACUUCAUCCUCCUCGCGUGGAUGCCUCUGUAUUUCAGAGAAGUCGUCGGCCUCGACCUCGCGUCCGCGUCGUACUUCAGCGCGCUCCCGUGGGCGACGAUGGCGGUCGUCGGCGUCUGCGCGGGCGCGCUCGCGGAUUGGAUGAUCGCGCGCGGCGUCUCGACGACGACGACGCGGAAGCUCAUCCAGGGCGUCGGCUUUCUCGGCCCCGCCGCCGCGCUCGUCGCGCUGACGUUCACGUCGACGCCCGCGCAGGCGCUCACCGCGCUGACGGUCGCGAUCGGGUGCACCGCGUUCACGCAGGCUGGGUUCCUCGUCAACUUCCAAGAGAUCGGCCCGAGGUACGUUGGCGCGUUGCACGGGAUGGCUAACACCGCGGGGAGCGCCGCGGGGAUCGUCGGGACGUACGGCGCGGGGGUGAUAUUGGGGAAGACCGGGUCGUGGAGCGCGGUGCUGCUGAUCACCGCGGGGGUGUACGCGUUCGGCGCGGUGUUUUGGCUCGCGUUUAGCACGGGGGAGCGGGUGUUCGAUUGA